UUGUCGCGUGUUUCGAUCCUUUUGAUCAGAUCUUCAAGUAGCAGAGAAGACGAGAUAAUACAUUGCACAUAUAUAGUAAGAGGGAGGCAUGUCAAAAGCAGAGGCAGAAGCAAAAUCAAAAACAAAAGCAAAAUCAAAUGUAUCACAAUAUGAUGCGUACUUUGAGAUGAUUCAAAGCAGGAAGAAAUUGUCAUCUUCACUGCAGGAGAAACUAACAGCUGCUUUCGCAAGAAUCCCAGUUUCAUCAUUUCCACAAGUUGCUCGAGGCAAAGUGAUUGAAGUUCUAGCAGACAUGUCUAUUGGCGAUGCUGUCAAGGUUCUUUCGGAGUCCAAUAUAGUAUCAGCACCAGUGAGAAACCCGGAUGCCGGAGACAGUAUGGACUGGAAAGAAAGAUACCUGGGAAUCCUUGAUUACUCUACCAUUGUUUUGUGGGUGUUGGAAACUGCAGAUUUGGCAGCUGCCGCCUUAACUGCCACAUCGGCGACUGCCGCAGGAUUAGGUGCUGGCACUGCGGGUGCUCUUGGAGCUCUAGCAUUAGGUGCCACAGGUCCAGUUGCAGCAGCCGGGCUAACAGCUGCUGCAGUUGGUGCAGCUGUAGCUGGUGGUGUGGCUGCUGAAAAGGGAAUGGGAAAAGAUGCUCCUACUGCUGCUGAUGAAUUGGGGGAGGAUUUCUACAAAGUUAUCCUUCAAGAAGAGCCUUUUAAGUCUACCCAGGUGAAAUCCAUUGUGAAAAGUUACCGCUGGGCACCUUAUAUUCCAGUCACAACAGAUAGUUCUAUGUUGAGCGUCCUAUUGCUGCUUUCCAAGUAUAGGUUGAGGAAUGUGCCUGUCAUAGAACCUGGCAAACCACUGAUUAAAAACUUCAUAACUCAGUCUGCAGUUGUUAAGGGUCUUGAACAAUGCAAAGGAAGAGAUUGGUUUGAUUCCAUUACCAUGCAUCGUAUAACCGAAUUGGGACUUCCGUUCGUUUCCAAAGAUCAGGUUAUUAGCUGUCAAAGCAAUGAAUUGAUUCUUGAAGCAUUCAAGAAAAUGAAAGAGAACCAUAUCGGGGGUCUCCCAGUUGUUGAAGGCCCAACAAAGAAGAUUGUUGGUAAUGUGAGCAUAAAAGAUAUCAGAUUUUUGUUACUCAAGCGGAAAAUUUUCACCAACUUCAGGCAGCUGACGACAAAAGAUUUCAUGAACACCAUUGCUACAACAUCAGAGGACAUGAAGAAGGUUGUUUCACCGAUAACAUGCAAACUUGAGUCGACUCUUGGUGAGGUGAUAAGCAUUCUCUCUACGAAAUCUGUUCAUAGGAUAUAUGUUGUGGGUGACGGUAACGAUGUGAUCGGCAUCAUUACACUCAGAGAUGUGAUUUCUUGCUUCAUCACUGAACCUCCUAACUACGUUACGGAGUUCCUUGGACCUGCAGCCCAAGAAAUGUUAACCAAAGGAGCAGAGUAGAAACUCAGGUUAGAUGGCAUGUAAUUAAUACUACUACCCACGUUAUUCACCAUGAAUAUUUACUGAACCAAAACCAGGUUUUUCUUCCCAUCUUUUCUAGAGAGUUUAGCAGCAAGAACAGAAAUAGAAACAAAAACAGAACGCUCAUGGAUGUCUUUGCAUUUCCUGACUUGGACCAUCGUUUCUGUAACUUGUGCUAUAAGUUCUUAAACUCGAGUAUUUUGGUGCAUUAAGGAUUAUACAAACGUGACUAGACGGACUAAUGAGGUUUGUGGAUGAAAGAAUUGUGAAAGGUUUUAGUG
Cynara cardunculus var. scolymus (artichoke) is the source of this 1746-nucleotide messenger RNA. RefSeq names its product SNF1-related protein kinase regulatory subunit gamma-1-like. Bases 89 to 1444 code for a protein of 451 amino acids. NCBI's taxonomy places the organism in Eukaryota, Viridiplantae, Streptophyta, Magnoliopsida, Asterales, Asteraceae. The transcript has 6 exons. The record is from RefSeq and is a predicted model, not a curated record.